This is a messenger RNA of Chionomys nivalis (European snow vole), 4601 nucleotides long. It is a transcript of the gene Mbtps2, whose product is annotated as membrane bound transcription factor peptidase, site 2. Gene Ontology annotation, biological process: membrane protein intracellular domain proteolysis; regulation of response to endoplasmic reticulum stress. The record is from RefSeq and is a predicted model, not a curated record. Gene Ontology annotation, cellular component: cytoplasm; membrane. The transcript is spliced from 11 exons. Gene Ontology annotation, molecular function: metalloendopeptidase activity; protein binding. The coding region runs from base 116 to 1675 and encodes 519 amino acids. Lineage: Eukaryota; Metazoa; Chordata; Mammalia; Rodentia; Cricetidae.
ACCCGGUAGCAACUUGGUUCCUGCGCGGAUGCUGGGGCUGAAAGGCGACGGGCGGUAGACUGAGUGUGGAUCGCAGGAGGAGGACGCCGGAGCCCACCGUCCAUCCACUGCUACCAUGAUUCCGGUGUCGCUGCUGGUGGUGGUGGUGGGUGGUUGGACCGCCGUCUACCUGGCCGACUUGGUGUUGAAGUCAUCUGCGUAUUUUAAACAUUCUUAUGAAGACUGGCUGAAAACCAAUGGAUUGAGCAUCUCUCCUUUUCAUAUAAGAUGGCAAACUUCAGUUUUUAAUCGUGCCUUUUACAGUUGGGGACGGCGGAAAGCAAGGAUGCUUUACCAAUGGUUCAAUUUUGGAAUGGUGUUUGGUGUAAUUGCCAUGUUCAGCUCAUUUUUUCUCCUUGGAAAAACACUGAUGCAGACUUUGGCACAGAUGAUGGCUGACUCUCCCUCUUCUUCCUCUUCCUCCUCUUCCUCCUCUUCUUCCUCUUCCUCCUCUUCCUCCUCUCUUCACAAUGAACAGGUGUUGCAAGUUGUGGUUCCUGGUAUAAAUUUACCUGUCAAUCAGCUGACUUACUUCUUCGCUGCAGUCCUCAUUAGUGGUGUUGUACAUGAAAUUGGACACGGUAUAGCAGCUAUUAGAUUUCUUACAUGUUUUCUUAGGGAACAAGUUCGAUUUAAUGGCUUUGGAAUUUUUCUCUUCAUUAUUUAUCCUGGAGCAUUUGUUGAUCUGUUAACCAACCAUUUGCAACUUAUAUCACCAGUCCAGCAGCUAAGGAUAUUUUGUGCAGGUAUAUGGCAUAAUUUUGUCCUUGCUCUCCUUGGUAUUUUAGCUCUUCUUCUACUCCCAGUAAUUCUCUUACCAUUUUACUACACUGGAGUUGGGGUACUUAUCACUGAAGUCGCAGAGGACUCACCUGCCAUUGGACCCAGAGGCCUUUUUGUGGGAGACCUUGUCACUCAUCUUCAGGAUUGCCCUGUUACUAACGUGCAAGAUUGGAAUGAAUGUUUAGAUACUAUUGCAUAUGAACCCCAAAUUGGUUACUGUAUAAGUGCAUCAACAUUGCAACAAUUAAGCUUCCCAGUUAGAGCAUACAAACGACUAGAUGGUUCUACUGAAUGCUGUAACAAUCACAGCCUCACAGAUGUGUGUUUUUCCUACAGAAAUAACUUUAAUAAGCGUUUGCAUACGUGUCUACCUGCCCGGAAAGCAGUUGAAGCUACCCAAGUUUGUAGAAGCAAUAAAGAUUGCAAAACCAGCUCAAGUUCAAGUUUCUGUAUAGUACCAUCUUUGGAAACUCACACUCGAUUAAUAAAAGUGAAACAUCCACCUCAAAUUGAUAUGCUGUAUGUAGGACACCCACUGCAUCUUCACUACACAGUGAGCAUCACAAGUUUUAUCCCACGUUUCAACUUUCUAAGCAUAGAUCUGCCAGUGAUUGUGGAGACAUUUGUCAAGUAUCUGAUUUCUCUUUCUGGAGCUCUGGCUAUUGUUAAUGCAGUGCCCUGCUUUGCCUUAGAUGGUCAAUGGAUUUUAAACUCUUUCCUGGAUGCUACCCUUACCUCAGUGAUUGGAGACAAUGACGUUAAGGAUCUCAUAGGAUUUUUCAUCUUGCUUGGUGGCAGUGUACUUUUAGCUGCCAACGUGACACUGGGACUCUGGAUGGUUACAGCACGGUAAUAUUUGCUCUUGUCCAACGGAAUGUCUGAAGUACAGCUAAGUGGGAAUAUCUGUUGCCAUCGAAAUUCUUACUGGGUAUGAAAUGUAAAGUGUUUCCUCAAAACAUCUUGACCAACACCUUUGAGCUCCUAUAUCUAGAGAAUCCAAACUGUAGUAAAAAUGGAGUGGAAGAAAUGAAAAAGCGUAAUUCCUGGCUACACUCUAGUUUUAAAUAUUGAAUGUGCAAAUUUUGAAUGUUUGUGGAACAAUUUGUAAACAAUUGAAAAUUCAUUCAUGUGAUACCAUUUUGUGUGACUAUAUAGCAUUUUGGAAUAGUAAAAGGGAAAGCAGAAUCUGGUGGUAAAAUUGUAUAUAUGUGUGGUACCAGAGUUUGAAAUAGGGCCUCACUUAUGCUACUUAUGCUAAGCAAGCUUUCUACCACUAAGCUAUAUUUCCUGCCCCAGGAAAAUUUUAUUGAAAAGUGCCAUUAAAAUGAUGUAGGGGUGCGCACCUAUAAUCCCAGCACUUGCCUUUAUGUGUUUGGGAGGCUAAGCAAAAAGGAUCAUGAAUUCAAGGUUAUCCACCUUUAGCUACAUAGUGGGUUCCAGGUCAUCAUUGGCAAUAUAGCAAGACCCUGCCUCAAAUACACACACAGGCACACACACACUUACCAUUAAAGAUUUAGGGAUGGGCUCAGCAGUUAAGAGCAUUGCCUGCUCUUCCAAAGGUCCUGAGUUCAAUUCUCAGCAACCACAUGGUGGCUCACAACCAUCUGUAAUGAGGUCUGGUGACCUCUUCUGGCCAGCAGGCAUACACACAGAACAGAAUAUUGUAUACAUAAUAAAUAAAUAUUAAAAAGUAUGAAUUUUUUAAAAAAGAUUUAGGGACACUAGAUUUUGGUUAAAUGGAAGACUAAGCAAGUGUUCUUGGUUUUAUAGUGCUUGUCUUUAUCUUGUUUGUAAAGUAUUUUAAAGUUUAAUGGUGUAUUAUUCUAUACUCUGAAUACCAAGGUCUGAUUGUAAUUAAACCAGUAAAAUUCUAUGAAAGUAUCUGCUAACAUGAAAGCGAAAUCUCUGUACAAGUGAUAGCAAGUAAAUGGACAAAGUCGAAAGUAGGUAAGGCCUUUUUCAUAUCUCCACGCUUGUUCUAUAGAGUAUGCUUCAGGGAGAAUCUCCCACAGCAGCAUUUGAGCUCAGGCAGUUAGACAUGAAUUUGAGAUCUAAGCUGAGGCCUCUAACAGAUCACAACAGAGCAGACAUUGCAGCAAGUCUAGUAUCCACUUUAUAGAGUUUUGCAGCUUGGAACUCUUCCUUUAUGCUGUUCCCCUGAGCCGUACUCUGUCCUCACCAGCAUCUAGUAUGUUUCUCUCUGUUGGGGGAUUAAACACCCAAUCUUUAUUUUCUGUCUCCCCCAGGCUACCUCUGUGAGUACACAAAGACUUUGUGGGCUAGUGAGAAUGACCGCACAAAUACUGAUUUUCCAGAGUCUAGUAACACACUCUUGAGCCCUGAAGAACCUCAGUCGGUCUUGUGGAACCCUGGGAAAUUCAGAGUCACCUGGCCAGUGUGAAACUGUUAGUCUUAGGGAUAUAUGCACAUAUUUUUUUCUUUCAUGAAAAUAUAUAUUGGAUGAAACACACACACACAUUAGAAGUAAUGAAAGGCAAUGCUUCAUUGACUAAUAGCCGGAUAUAUACCUCCUUCCUGAAGUAAGGUACUUCAUGAGGUUACCUUUUUCAGAACAUUAGUUAUCUUAAGCGCCUAAAACUUUUAAAUUAAUUUUUAGAAAUCUUUUACAUUUUAUUCUAUAGAACCCAGCUUAGCCUCACACAUGCUAGCAACCAUUCUACCACUAAAUUACCCUAUAGGCCAUGAAAAUAUUUUAAUAAGAGGAAAUUCUAUCCACUAAACCUCAUUUCAUAUUCGCUGCUGAACACCUCUGUAGGGACCUUCUCUCCUCCUGGAAGUCCAGCAGAUUUGUAUACAAAUGGCUUCAUUGAUUAAGAAAGGAGAUGUUACAUAUUGUCUCUUCAGCUUCACUGUGGAGUCUUCUACUGUUAGGACUGUGUCAUUCAUACUCAGCUUUGUCUUCCUACAGUGCAUGAGAUAUCAGAAGUGCUUAAUUUGCUUGAAUGGUGAUUGGUGUAUAUUUAUGGAUAGAAAAGCAUGCUUCUAUUUAAGUAAGCUGUAAAAAAAUUGUUGAAUAUUUACUGUACAUAUAUGUUAACAUAAAAGAUUGAAGGUCUUUAUGUCCCUGAUGUAUUAUCAUUUUUUUUUUUUUGGUUUUUUGAGACAGGGUUUCUCUGUGUAGCUUUGGAGCCUGUCCUGGAACUAGCUCUGUAGACCAGGCUGGCCUCGAACUCCCAGAGAUCCGCCUGCCUCUGCCUCCCAAGUGCUGGGAUUAAAGGCGAGCGCCACCACCGCCCGGCGCAUAUUAUCAUUUUUAUGGGGAAAAAUCCAUUUUAGUUUCUGUAGAGCAAUUAGAAAAAUGAAUGAUAUUGGAAAACGAUUUAUGUUGGUGAUUUUGAUGAAGUAUCUUUGUGUUGUCACUUUGUUCAAUGGUAAGACUUUAUUCUCAGUGUUCCUAUUCUGUAUUGUUUACAUUUUAAGGUUUUUAUUUUAAUCAGAUGUAAUUAUAAAGAAUGUAUAUAUUAUUUUCAGCAUCUCAGUUUGAAGAGACAUACAGCUAAACUUGACUUUUUGAUAAUCAAUUCUUAGUCAUUGUGUUAACAACAAAUUGUAAACAUAUGCUUCAUAGUGAUGUGACUGUCUGUCAUCAUUGUGUCCUUGGUAUUUAUUGAGCAUCCACAUACUAGUGGCACACAGAUAUUUUUUCAAUAACUUCGGAGUGAGCUGUAAUUCAUUUUUAGUCUUUAACUUGAUGGUAUAAUAAUUGUCAGAAUUUGAUGGUUAGCAAUAAAAGAAUACAUGUAAACCAGCAUUUUACA